UUGUCCAUUUUCCAGUUCAUUUUUGCAGCUACAGAGAGAAAUUUAUUAGUCUGUAUUGCCGCCUUUCUGCUGUUGUGGAGCUGGAUUCUCUGAAUACCCAACAGUCCCUCAGGGAAGCGAUCUCAGACAGCGAGGUUGCAGCUGCCAAACAAAGACACCAGCAAGUUUUAGAUUUCAUUCAGCAAAUAGAUGAAGUUUGGCGGGAAAUGAGAUGGAUCAUGGAUGCUCUACAGUAUGCAAGAUACAAACAACCAGUUUCUGGCUUGCCCAUCACUAAGCUGAUAGAUCCCUCAGAUGAGCAGAACCUAAAGAAGAUCAAUUCUACAUCAUCAUCACAUAUAGACUGUCUUCCAUCCCCACCCCCUUCCCCAGAGAUGCACAGAAGAAAGGCAGUGAGUGAUUCACAGCCCUGCUCUGAUGAAGAAGGCUGCUCAGAAGUCUUCCUCCCCACCGACAGUGACUAUGACUCCAGCGAUGCCCUGAGCCCCCGAGACCUGGACCUGGUCUACCUGUCAUCGCACGACAUUGCGCAGCAGACCCUUAUUGGCCUAAGCGGCAGCGCCCCCGACGUCCUACAAGUGCACGACGUGAAAACCCCACUGGGGCCCGGCCAGGAUCCCCAGGGCGAGGGCCCAAAUCCCGAUCGCUCAUGUGCUGAGUUCCUCCAUAGCCUGACCCUCACCGGGUUCACACCCAAGAACCACGCCAAGACUGUGUCAGGUGCGCGGCCGCCGCUAGGCUUCCUGGGAAAACGGAAGCCAGGCAAGCACCCCCACUACGGUGGCUUCAGCCGCCAUCAUCGCUGGUUGCGAAUGCACAGCGAGACCCAGUCGCUAUCGCUCUCUGAGGGCAUUUACACACAGCACCUGUCCCGGGCCUGUGGUCUGGCCCAGGAGCCCGAGGAGGCCAAGCGGCCCGGCCCUGCCCUUGAUGGUCCCAGGGGCCUAACUCUGGCCCACGCUGCCAGUCUUCCUGAGGAGCGGAACAGCAGUCUCCAGGACGCGAGGCCUUCGGUCGGCCGCCUCUACGUGGAGCCUUACACAGCGGCCCUGGUGCCCCAGGACGAAAAACCAUGGGCUGGCUUGAGCCCGCCCUCUGGAGGCCGCAGCACCCUGCCCAGCCCCACAGGCCCCGAUGUGAGCCAGGAGGGCCCCACCGCCUCUCCUGUGUCAGAAAUACUCAGCAGCAUGCUUUAGGGAGACCUAUCCUGGCUGUCCACCCCUCCAUCACUACACCCUUACCCCCAUCCUGCCCCACUGUGACCCCACUCAUUUUCAAGAGUUUUGAAUGUUUUAAAUCCAAAGGUUACAAGUUCAGGGUCCUCCUUUUUUAGAUAGAGUCGGGGGUGGAGGCCAGAGUUGCCAGUGCCAUUCCCACUUCAGCCUAGAAAGGGCAUGGGGGAGUUGUUGUGUCAACAUGGAAUACAACAUGCAAUGACUCAAACAUGCCACCCUGUUGGUGGCACCUAUGACUGAAGUUGGCCAUCCCAAAGAGAGACGCUCUGUUCUGCAGCUGGUUCUGUAAUCUGACCCCUGGUUUAGGGCUCUUUCACGAGUUUGUGAUUGAUGAAGAGAAGUUCCAUAAAUGAAAAUAAGGUUAGCAUCGUUUCUCCCUCCAUUCCAAACCUUCAGAAGAGUUUGAGGGAAAGACACCAGGUUGUGUCUCCAGGGCACCGGGGUCAAGUGGGCUUGACCUUGGUUCCCUGUCAGCUAAACUAGGUCAUUCCAAAGUACAGAGUUCUCAGGGCUCACCUUAUCCAGUUUAUCCAUCAGUACUUAUCUGAUUAAAUAGGCCUUGACAGGCCUUUUUUUCUUCGCAUAGUGGUGUGUGGAGACCACCAGAAACAAAAGUAGAGAAUUCUUCUCUUUCAGCUCUAUCUUGCAAAGACAGAAUAGGACAGAAAGUAGCCCUUCCUGUAUACCCAGCUCCCAUCCAGGCAUGAAAAUGAACCAUAGAUUGUUACAGGGGUCAAGGAGAUGGCUAAACAAAGUGAUAGCCUAAAUUACAGAUAAGACAGGGGAGGGAGAGAGACAUGGGCAGAAAUAUAUUUCCUUUACAAUUCUAAGUUAAGCGAUGUAAGUCCAUGGGGGCUGUGUCUCUGAAAAUCAUAGUGGAUCAGCUCCAGAUUCUUUGGUGAUGAAAUUGUCAUUGAACCAUAAAGUGCCCUGCAGAUAUGGCCAGUCAGCAAUGGGCUCCUCACAAUCCCACAGGCAUAUCCACUCACCCUACAUCAUAGAUCAAGAGUCAGAUUGUCCAGGGCUAGGGUGGCUGCCUUCCCCUUUCAUCUUACCUCUCCUUACAUCAAAUUGGCCCCAAAAUCAUCUGGCCCAAUUAGCAUCAGAGAAAGUAUGCUCAGAAGCCCUUACCAGUGGUUCACUCCAAGGAUGUGCUAAAAAACAUCUGGAAAUUUUGCUUUGGUCUCAUUACCUCCUAUCUGAAUUUCUUGCAAGAAUCCAAAUUAGACAAAUCACACUGCAUAUUCAGAAAAGGCACGAGUCUCCUCAUCUCCUGGAGCCAAGACCCAUUCACUUCACUGACGUUCUAAAUGAUCCUUUUCUGCUUCACAGGCAUUUCAGUUAAAUAUUGCUCUUUAUGGCCCUAUCCUUGUCCACAGAGUUCUACCAUUCCUCCUCAGGGGAGUUCAUACAAAGUCCCCUGUUCACAAUGUUAUUCUGAUCCCUUCCAUUUUAAAAACAUUUGAUUUAAACAUAAAUAAUUACCCUGCUGCAAAGGUACAGAUUUGGCCCAUGGCCUAUGGUCAUUAGAAAACUAAAGCCCAGAGCUCAGACUUUAUUUUUUUAAGAGAUUUUAUACUCAAUGAAACCCCCAAAGAAUCUUGAUCAGAAUCACUACAGCUCCCUUUUCAUGCCUGGGAGGAUUUUAAAAUGCAAUUUUCUUGUCUAAGUGAAUUCUAUGUGCAUGGAAAGGGAGAGUGUUAGAACUAGAAGGGCCCAUAAAAUUCAUCUAAGUCGUGGGUUUCCAGGUAGGGCAGUUAAGACCCAGAGAGGUUAAGUGACUUGCUCAAGGUCAUGGAGCUGGUUUAGUCUCAGAGACAGGAUCAGAACUAGAAUCAUCCCCUUUAUACCAGGCCGUCCCAUUGGGAAUUGGUCCAUACCUAGUUAACUCUUGAUUGUUGUCUACAGGGUGCCUCCUAUUUUGUAGAUCAUCUACCUACUUCUGAUUUCAAAUUCAGCCUUUACCUAACAAGUUUCCAAUAUUACAGAGCUGCUUGUUGCCAGGGAAUACCAACUUCAUGUAAUACACAUCUCAGUUAAUUAAUUAAAAAGUAAAUUUGGGAAAAACAUUUCAAAUUAUGCCUCCUAGUUAAUAACAAGAAUGGCAAAGUCAUUUGCACUCAGUUUCUACUUAUUUCUAAUUAUAAAAUGGAUUGUUCUGUUCAAUGAGUUUGUGAGAUGAUAUUCUAGGAUUGUGAAGAACUAAGAAUCCAAGGGAUUUCCUGAUCCUGAUCAUUCCGGUGGCAUAGGAGGAAGUUUGUGACUGAAUCAGGUGGGAGGCAUUCAACAAACAGCAGAGGCAGAAACUGACCCACCCUUCGGACCCCUCAUUUGGUCGGUAACUUCUGGCAUACUGGACCAAAAUUGCAUUAAUUUUAAACCUGCUAUUUUAUAUUGGGGACAUAAGGUUAUUUUUUCAUCUUCUGUGAGGAAAGAAGGCAUGCCCACAAAAAGAAUAAUGCAUGUUAGAUUUUAACGGGCAUACUUAAAUCAAUUGCAAAUGCAUUUUAUUAGCAAUAUUCCUAAAUAAAAGUGGGUAUUUUAUAGCUUCCAUAAUUAGCUAUUAUUCAGGUAGGUUUCCCCAUACCUCCACUUUGCAAUAUUUUGUGAGCCCAGUUUAAAUUAAUACAUUCUUGUGAGAGACAACUGUGUUCUCUAAUUCACAGUGCUUUAUUCAUUUGGCCGAUCUCCUACUUACAGAGACUUUACAAUGUCUGAGGCUAUUUUGUUUUAUUUUAUUGUUUUUGUUUUGUUUAAUUUUGGAUACAAUGGAUUUUUGUCUUUCACUGUUUUGUUUUUUGUUUUUUUUAAAUCCAAUAUGAGAGCCUCUGAAGGAAACUGUCCCAGGUCUUCUUUUCCAGGGUUUUUCUAACAUGCUUGAUCGGCUUUCAUCAUUUGUGAAAAUCCUCAAAAAUCCUUGAUUGAGGUUCUCCCAUAUGUCUGUCUCGACUCUAAGUCCCAUUGAGAUCCAAAGAAUCAAGUGUGAAACAUAGUCCUGGGCCACAAAAAGCUCACCAUCUGAUCUAAGAAUGUAACCAUAUGUUCACCAUACAUCUUCUCAACAAUCUCUUAGAAGAGGCAGGAGCCUGUCUCCUCAGCCAGGCAGACAUAGUGCACGUUGGGCUACAUCUUUGAUUUCUUCUCACUGUAUAGACUCUUGAGGGAGUACAAUCUGGAAAAUGCAAGUCAUAGGUGUAUAUGUUUGGCAACUACUUAACAAAGCUAAAACAUCCUCUUAAUUGGAAAGGGUGCCUGGGAGAGAGUAAUGAAAAACAUUCACUCCAAGGAAUGAGUAUUUUAAGAAGCAGGUACUUAAAGAUGAGAGUCAUUCCCUUUAAAGAACAUUCACUAAUGUUCGAAGCAAUAAUUACACUGGAGAAAAUUGUUUCAUUUGGUUUGAAAAUUGAAGCAAGUUAGUAAUAAUAUUUCGCCAGUCCUCUUUCCUGAAGGAUCCCAAAGCACUUUAUGAAAAGCAAUGACUGAAGCCUUGUUGUACUCCCCUAAAGAAACCUUGUCCAGGAGCCACCUGGCAAACACCUACCAUGUCCUUGCCAGGAGAUCAUGCCAGACAAGUGGAAAGGAGGACUGGCCCCUCGUUCAUUGUUAUCCUGCCACACAAAUGUGAGCCCUGGUGAGUUUGGAGCUCUUCCCUUGAAGAUAACUCUGUUAGACAAGGAGACAUCCCAGAAAAUACCUCCUUGGUCUCCUCUGGUUCUUCAUCCUCCAACCAAGACGUACUUACUUUCUCUUGGAGAACUAACUUAACAGCUUAAGUUAGGUAUGUCUGCAAUGCAUUUAAGUUGCCUAGUUAUGUCAACAAGACACAGAAUUCACUGACUUCUGAAAAUGUACACGUUAGGAAGGUGAUAACAUUUUUCUACAGCUCUCUCAACUUUGUAUGUAGCAGAGCUACAGCAAAGAGUGUGCAUCUCUUGGUAUAUGUGCUUAUUAAGCUAUCACAUACCAAUUAGAGAAAGUAGCUAUAGAUUAACAAAGAACACACUCUGAGAAUUCAAACUGUUGCAUAGUCACUUUAUGAAGUCUAAAUAUUUUUCCAGAUGAUUUAAUGAAGCAAACCUGGACUUUUUUCUUCAAGGUCAUAUCUUUAAGGAAAUUUUUUAAAUAGCUAUUUGGAAAGCAAUGGUAUCUCUUCAUGGGUAAUAGGGUGAGCAAGGAAAAAAACUGUUUUCUUUGCUGGUCACCUCUCAUAAGAUGUUCAAACACGUGGCUUAUGACUGUUAAGCUAAACUUCAAUGCGGCCUUACAAACAACAAGGGUAGUGUAUUUGAAACCAUGUUGUACCGCUUGGAAACUUAUUCUAAGAUCUUAAUACAGACUUUUUCUGAGGUGUUGAACUUUGCCAUUAGCAAAAAGUAUUUUUAGAAAAAUCCAUUGACUGUUUAUGAAGCACUGAUUUUGCCAUAUUUCUGGUCUCUGCUUUUUCCACCGCAUCUGCACACAGCAGUUAUAUUUGUUUUUUCAAUUAUUUAUUCUAUUUCCACUAAUAAUGACCUUGUAAAACAGUUAUUCAAAAGGAUGAUUGGUUUUGUUUAAUAAUUGUAUAGGUGGGCUGUGAAAAAUAUUCUAUUGUGAUAAAGGAAGUAGGAGAUUUGUUGUUGUUUUAAAUAUUAUCAUAGAGUCUUUCUCCUACAGAUAUAUACUUUUUUUUUAUUUUAGCAAAAGCCAAUAUUUAACUUAGUGGCAAAAGUUAUGAAGCUAUUAGUUAAGGCUCUUUGCUCCUCUUCCUGCAGUCCAUGACAUGAAAGUCUGAAUAUACUUUCACAGUAAUCACCCUCCAGUGACUGAUUUUCAAAAGCCAAGUCUGGCAAAUUAUUGUAAGUCACUCUGAGUUGCUAUGUUGCCUCUUGCCUUGUGAAAAUCAGAUGUUUCGGGGUAUCCCAUGUAUGUGACCACAAGCAUCAGUUUGAUGUUUGUGAUUUUUUAAAACAGUGUGUGCGUGUAUGUGUGUGUGCGUGUGUGUGUGGUGGUGUCAGAGAGAUGUUUCAUAGAAAAAGUAAUUUAAGUGACAUUCUUAUUUGGCAGUAUUUAAUUGCUUCCUUCCUAAUGUGUACAUAGCAAUCUGGCUGAUUAUUGGUUAUUUGUUCAGAAUUUAUUGUAUCUUGUUGCUGUGUAUGCAACUGAGUGUGUGUUAAAGUUUAGACUUCAGUACGCUAUCUGCACAAUUUUGUGUGCUUUAAACCUCUGUAAAUAUGCAGAUGAAUCAUGAUCAUGUAUGAUGUGUUAAAUGUGACUUCCACUCUUGAAACGAAAAUAUUUUAUUGUAUGUACAUUUGAAAACUAUUUGAACAAUCUAAAUGUAUAUUGUAAAUGUCCAGUACCCUCAGUCAAAAACAGCACUGGUAAAAUGUAUGCCUCCUCAACCUACCAAUUUAUAAGAGGUCAGGGAUUAAUGAGAAUUAAGGUAAUUUUUCUAAUGGCCUGUAUUUUUGGUAAUUUCUUACCUGCCUAAGUGUAUUUUCAAGAAAAAUUGUUGACAGAAGAAAUCUAAGCUAUCAGAGGGAAUGACUUUAUUUCAUAAGCAUUAAUUAUACUUUAUGUCUUUCCUAAUAUUG
This is a messenger RNA of Cercocebus atys (sooty mangabey), 6808 nucleotides long. RefSeq lists its product as uncharacterized. NCBI's taxonomy places the organism in Eukaryota, Metazoa, Chordata, Mammalia, Primates, Cercopithecidae. The coding region runs from base 207 to 1196 and encodes 329 amino acids. Gene Ontology annotation, biological process: regulation of establishment of bipolar cell polarity; establishment of mitotic spindle orientation. The transcript is spliced from 3 exons. The record is from RefSeq and is a predicted model, not a curated record. Gene Ontology annotation, cellular component: spindle.